Hymenoscyphus albidus is the source of this 1436-nucleotide messenger RNA. The record is from the annotation of a GenBank genome assembly. Lineage: Eukaryota; Fungi; Ascomycota; Leotiomycetes; Helotiales; Helotiaceae.
UUAUGGCUUGAAAUCAUGGAGACGGGGAAACUUCCCCAGACUGGCCAGUGCUGUUUGCCCCACCGGGAUGCUGUGUCUAUCGACAUAAUACGACGGCGGAGUUAGUGACUGACGGGUGGUCUAAUCUGCUGCUGAGGUCAUGUAUAUAAAAGCCACUUUUUACUUUUUGUCGGUUGUUUCUCAAGAUAUCCCAUCACUCAUCUUGUAUCUUUACUCCUCACCUCAACAUUUCAUUAUGGCGCCAUCCGUAAUCGACGUAACAAUGCAGAGCUCCCAGCCUAGCGAUGCCAUCAAAAAGGCACCGGGUAAAGCCAUCUUGCCAGACUACAUCGUGCCACUACGUCCAACCCCAGCCGAUACUCCCAUGUCAGAAAUCCGUCGGAGGUACGAGGAAGAUGGCUAUGUAUGGAUGAAAGGUCUUCUGCCCACAGCCGACGUUUGGCAAACCCGAAAAACCUACUUUGAAUUUACUGGCCCAACUGGCCUCAUAAAAGAAGGAACUGACCCCAAAGACGGAAUAUACUGCGGGGGAGACUGGCGAAAUGUAAGCCACCCCAGAAACCCCAUACCAUCCCCCUUUUGACAUACCCUUUAGUGGGUAGCCCCCGGACCGUUCCGAGAAAGUCUCAAGCUUCAGAACUCAAAUCUGGAGUAUCAGAAGCGAAUGGUCGAAGCCCACGCCGCACCAUGGUACAUGGCAUUCGCCAGUCACCCAGUCCUACUAAACUUCAUCAAAGACUUCACCGGCUGGGAAAAGACAACACCUUUGAAACGUUCCAUCUUUCGACCAAACGUGAAAGGAGGAGAGCCAACCGGCAUCCAUUAUGACCAAAUUUUCCUCCGCGGCGGACCACCUACAGCCCUCACAGCCUGGGUUCCACUUGGAGACUGCGCCAUAAACGGUGGUGGUCUGAUGUAUCUCAAUGACUCCGUCUCAAUUGGCGAGAAAAUUGAGGAGGACUUUGCAGAAGCAGCAAAGGACUUUACAGAUGAGCAGCGAAUCUCUGCUUUCAACGCGCAUAUGAUGAGUGGUGGCUUUCUCAGCAAAGACCUACGCGAAUUUUCAAAGAAAUGGGGAAGGAAGUGGUUGGCUGCAGAUUACGAGGCGGGAGAUGUGGUUUUCCACAAGGCAUUCAAUAUUCAUGCUAGUGCCGUCAACGAGUCGGACGUCAUUCGACUGGCUACAGAUUUGAGAUACGUUGAGACUGAGAAGGCAUUUGAUGAGAGAUGGAUGGAGAACUGGAAGGUAAGUUGAUACCUGCUCAUGCCGGCGUAAUACUUGCUAACCAUGACAGCCUGAUGAUAAUCUUUAAGAUGGCUAGGAUAAGACGAGAGUAACCUGGUAAAGUUCAUACAACAUGGAAUAAUUCGGUCUUUUGAUGUUGCGAUAUAUGGAUGAACAUGGCUUCAUUUUGUUUGGUUCUAGAUUUUAGGAA